This is a messenger RNA of Alligator sinensis (Chinese alligator), 924 nucleotides long. RefSeq names its product olfactory receptor 6X1-like. Gene Ontology annotation, biological process: G protein-coupled receptor signaling pathway. The record is from RefSeq and is a predicted model, not a curated record. Gene Ontology annotation, molecular function: olfactory receptor activity; G protein-coupled receptor activity. The coding region runs from base 1 to 924 and encodes 307 amino acids. Gene Ontology annotation, cellular component: membrane. The transcript has a single exon. Lineage: Eukaryota; Metazoa; Chordata; Crocodylia; Alligatoridae.
AUGGAUAAGGAGAAUAGGACAUCUGUGACCAAGUUCAUCCUGCUGGGCUUCCCAAAUCUGCAGAAGUGGCACAAGGUCCUAUUUGUUUUCAUCCUCUUCAUAUACAUCCUCACACUGGCAGGGAAUGGCCUUAUCAUUGCUAUUGUGAGAACUGACCAGCAGCUGCAAACACCCAUGUACUUUUUCCUGAGCAAUCUCUCCUUUCUGGAGAUCUGGUACACCACCACCAUUGUCCCAAAGAUGCUGGAGACCUUCCUGGUGGCCAGAACCACCAUCUGCCUCAACUGCUGCCUGGUCCAGUCCUUCUUCCAUUUCUUCCUGGGCAUCACUGAGUUUCUGAUCCUGACUGUCAUGUCCUUUGACCGCUACGUUGCAAUCUGCAAGCCGCUGCACUACACUUCCAUUAUGACCCAUCAGAAUUGCUCCCUGCUGGUCAUGGGAGCUUGGACACUGGGUUUUGUGGUAAUCUUUUCCCAGGCAGUACUGCUCCUACAGGUCCCAUUCUGUGCCAGAAAUGUCAUCAACCACUUCUACUGUGACAUUGGACCGAUCCUGAAGUUGGCCUGUGCAGACACACAGACCAUUGAAUUGCUGGGUUUCCUAGGCUCCAUCACCAUCAUCCCCAGUACCCUGCUCUUCACAGCGGUAUCCUAUUUCUAUAUCAUCACUACCAUUGUCCGCAUCCCCUCUGCUGGUGGGCGCCGGAAGGCCUUCUCCACCUGCGCCUCCCACUUCACCGUGGUCUCCAUCCUCUACGGAGCUGUUGUCUUCAUGUACCUGAAGCCCUCAACUCACUCCUCCUUUAGUCUCAACAAGGUGGUGUCAGUCCUGAACACACUCCUGACCCCCUUACUGAACCCAUUCAUAUACACCAUAAGGAACAAGGAGGUGAAGGCUGCCUUGAGGAAAGCUGUGAGCAAGUAA